Argiope bruennichi is the source of this 1812-nucleotide messenger RNA. RefSeq lists its product as uncharacterized. The record is from RefSeq and is a predicted model, not a curated record. The coding region runs from base 1 to 1812 and encodes 603 amino acids. The transcript is spliced from 4 exons. NCBI's taxonomy places the organism in Eukaryota, Metazoa, Arthropoda, Arachnida, Araneae, Araneidae.
AUGCCUCAUCAUGGCGUUUUUAGGCCAGAAAGUAGUACUACAAAAUUACGCGUUGUUUUUAACGCAUCAGAGGCAACGUCAUCUGGACAAUCGUUUAAUGAUAAUUUGUAUUCAGGAUCUGUUGUCCAAGAUGAUUUGUUUGCUAUUUUGUUGAGGUUUCGAAAACAUUCUAUAGUUUUCACCGCCGAUAUAAAAAAGAUGUAUCGUCAAAUUUGGAUACAUCCAGAUCAGUGUGAUUUACAAUGUAUUUUAUGGAAAGAUUUAGAGGAAGAGAAAUUACGUGUAUUUAAGUUGCUCACUGUUACCUACGGAACCAAAUGCGCUCCUUACUUGGCGACCAGAGUACUAAAACAAAUAUGCUGUGAUGAGCAGAACAACUAUCCUUUAGCCGCUGCUGCUGGCAAAAAUUUUUACGUCGACGAUAUACUCAGUGGUACCGAGGAUUUAUCUUCUGCCAUUGAACUACAAAACCAGUUAAUACAAUUGUUAAAAUCAGCUGGUAUGGAGCUUCACAAAUGGAGCUCAAAUAAUCCUGUUUUGUUACAAAAUGUCCCAACGUCGGACCGAGAAUACAAUUUCGAUAACCCCAACUCAGCUACUUUAAAAACUUUGGGAUUACUAUUCAAUCCUGAAAAGGAUACAUUUAGUUUUAGUGUUCAAAAAAUUGUGAGACCUGCAACAAAAAGAACAAUGCUAUCGGACAUAUCCAGAUUGUUUGAUCCUUUAGGCCUCUUAGGACCUUUGAUAAUCACAGCGAAGAUGUUCUUGCAGAAGUUGUGGAUUUUGAGAAUUGAUUGGGACGAUGAAGUUCCCUUACACUUAAAUAGAGAGUGGGAAAAAUUUAGUUCUGAAUUGAGUCAAUUGAAAAAUGUAAACAUAGAUCGUCAUGUGGUAUGUUCUAAAGUUCUGAAAGUAGACCUGAUAGGCUUCGGAGAUGCUUCGAAAAAUGCAUAUGGUUGUGCUGUCUACACCAGGUCUUUGUCAAGGUCUGGUGAGAUAAAGGUGUCACUCUUAUGCAGCAAAUCUCGAGUGGCUCCCAUCAAAGAAAUUAGUAUCCCACGUUUGGAGCUGUGUGCAGCGGAUUUGCUUUCCAAGCUUACCGUUAAGGUUCUGUCAUCCUUGCAACUAGACAUUGAUGGAGUACAUUUGUACUCGGACUCCACUGUGGUGCUUGCUUGGAUCAAAACUCCACCUACAUCGUUGAAAACUUUUGUGGCUAAUCGAGUCGCUAGGAUUCAAGAGUAUACUAAGAACUUCCAAUGGCAUUAUGUAAAUACUGCUGAGAAUCCUGCGGACUUGAUAUCACGAGGAGUUUUCCCUUCAAAGAUCCAACAGUUGGACAUUUGGUGGAAUGGACCGUCUUUUCUUUCAUCUAGUAGCUGUCCAAACUUCAAUGACGAUCCUGGUGUCUCAGAUGAUGAAUAUCUUCUUGAGGUGAAAAGAACUGCAAAGAACUCUGAACUGAAUAAUGAUCCUAUGAUUAAUCUUUCCAUUUCCCAACCAAUUGCACCUUCUCAAAUCAUGGGCAAUUUGCCCAAGGAAAGAGUGUCUCCAGAUUUUGCUUUUAAUUGUGCUGGUGCCGAUUUCUGUGGGCCGUUUUAUAUUAAGAAUAAGGCUCAGCGUAAAGCUGUUCAUAUAGAAAUUGUUUCAGAUUUGACUUCUGAUUCCUUUAUAGCGACUUUAAAACGAUUCAUGGCUCGAAGAGAAGUUUUGGGCUUGUUUGAGGAUGAAUUGUUUGAUUGGGGGGAUGUUCAGAGCUUUAAUGAUUUCCGCAUUUCUGAUGAACCAUCUGGCUCUGACUAUCAACCUUAA